Phragmites australis (common reed) is the source of this 642-nucleotide messenger RNA. RefSeq names its product protein RGF1 INDUCIBLE TRANSCRIPTION FACTOR 1-like. Bases 1 to 642 code for a protein of 213 amino acids. Lineage: Eukaryota; Viridiplantae; Streptophyta; Magnoliopsida; Poales; Poaceae. The record is from RefSeq and is a predicted model, not a curated record. The transcript is spliced from 3 exons.
AUGGUCAGCCUCAAGGAACUGGCCCGCGCCGACGCGGAGCGCGUCCCGCCGGAGUGGCUGCGCCGGCUGCUGGAGGCGACGUUCUUCGACGCGUGCCCCGAGCACCCGGGCGCGAGCCGCGCGACGCGUAGUGCCGGCUGCAACCUCUUCUGCACCCGCUGCACCGGCCGGCCGCUCUGCUCCGUCUGCGUCUCCGACCACCCCGGCCACCAACUCAUCCAGGUCCGGAAGUCGUCGUACCACGACGUGGUGAAGGUGGCGGAGGUGGAGCACCUGCUGAGCCUGUCGCUGGUGCAGACGUACCUCAUCAACGGCGAGAAGGUGGUGUUCCUCAACCGGCGGCCCAUAUCGGGGCAGGGGAAGCCCGGCGCGUCCAGGUGCGAGGGGUGCGACAGGGGACUCCAGGACGACGCCUGCCGCUUCUGCUCGCUGCGAUGCAAGCUUGAAGCAUUGGAGUGGGAUUUCGACGUGUCAUUCGCUGUCAGUCCCGAAAGCGAUAGCGAAUCAGGAGGAGACGGGUCAGGAUCAGACGGCGAUUCGUCCCGCCUGACCAAGAUCCGGAAGCUCGGAACCGUAUCAAGAUCGUCCGGGAGCUUCGCUGCUGGAGGAAACAUGACGUUUUCACUAGUACAAAUUGGUUAA